CUGAAGAACACGGCGAGGAUAGCUGCUACUCAUCAUGGCUUCCUAUUUCGCCCUCGGCUGUUUCCUGUUGGCUAGCAUUGGCAUCAGCUCCGGUACAUUCGGUGGACAUGAACACGUUCACAUCCGAGUUCACAUACCAGACGACCACCAUUCAUCGAAAGAAGUAGUCGUUCAUGAUCACCACGAUGACCACGGCGGUGGUGGUGGCGGUGGCUUCGCUGAACACCUUCAUGGCGGUUUCGUUGAUCACUUGAAAGGUCAUGACCACGGACACGGCGGCGGUGGAUUUGGCGGUGGAUUUGGUGGAGGCUUUGGAGGCCACGAUGUAGGUGGCGGCCAUGGAUACGAUUUGGGAGGUGGUCAUGAUAGCGGCCAUGGAGGAUUCGGUGGCGGACACGGUCAUGACAUAGGAGGUGGCCACGGAGGAUACGAUCUGGGCGGUCACGGCGGAGGAUUCGGCGGUGGACAUGAUAUCGGUGGUCACGGAGGCGGAUUUGGCGGUGGUCAUGAUAUUGGAGGACACAGUGGUGGAUUCGGAGGUGGUCAUGGAGGUGGUCACGAUAUCGGCGGUGGAUACGGAGGUGGUUUUGGCGGCGGUCACGGAGGCGGUCAUGAUAUCGGCGGUGGUUUUGGCGGUGGUCACGGAGGCGGUCAUGAUAUCGGCGGCGGGUUUGGCGGUGGUCACGGAGGCGGUCACGACAUCGGUGGUGGAUUUGGAGGUGGCCACGGAGGUGGGCAUGAUAUCGGCGGCGGGUUCGGCGGUGGUCACGAUAUCGGUGGUGGAUUCGGAGGUGGUCACGGCGGUGGAUUUGGAGGAGGCCACAGUAGCGGUCACGAUCUAGGUGGUUACGGAGGCAGUUUCGGCGGGGGUCACGGAGGUGGUGAUCUAGGCGGCCAUGGUGGUAGUUUUGGCGGUGGUCACGAUAUAGGGGGUGACCAUGGUAGUUUCGACCUAGGCGGCCACGGAGGCGGUGGCCAUGGAGGAUUCAGCGCUAGCAUUGGCGGCCAUGGAGGUUUUGGUGGAGACCACGGUCACGGCGGCGGUUUCAGCGGCGGUAACAGCUUAGACAUCGGUGGCGGCGGAUACGGUCACGAUGAUCAUGGGAGCAGUUACUCCAGCCAUGGUUCCGGUCACGACAGUUACACAGUCGCAUUAGCUGGUAGCCAUGGCUCCGGCGGUCUGGGCGACUUUGGUGGUCAUGACAGUUAUUCAAGCGGAGGUGGUGGCCACGGAGGAGAUAGCUACAGCGUCGGCCACAGUUCUGGUGGCUUCAGCCACGGUGACUACAGUAUAGGCGCUGGUGGUGGUCACGGAGGUGGCAUUGGAGGAGGCGACUUUGGCGGUCAUGGCCACAGCUCUGGAGGUCACAGUUUCGGAGACAGCUACACGAACGCUAUCAGCGCAGGCCACGGAGGCGGUCCGUACCACAAGAGAAAAUAAUUUCUAAAUCCACUAAGUCAUAGCUUCCCUGAAGCCUACCCAGUAUUAAGGACUGAUGUCAAUGUAAAUAUAAAUAGGUUUAGAAAUAAGUUAUUGUUAUGUUAUGUUUGGGAGUAAAUUGUUAUUAUUAUUAA
Messenger RNA from Colias croceus (clouded yellow), 1575 nucleotides. Its product is annotated as glycine-rich cell wall structural protein-like. The transcript is spliced from 3 exons. Bases 35 to 1441 code for a protein of 468 amino acids. The record is from RefSeq and is a predicted model, not a curated record. NCBI's taxonomy places the organism in Eukaryota, Metazoa, Arthropoda, Insecta, Lepidoptera, Pieridae.